AAAGAUGCUGUCAGUCAGCGUUUGCCUAGAACAACGUAAAGUCGGAGAGCCUGAAAUUUAUUUAAAACCUAAGCGACUAUUGUUUUUCUUUUAAAUUGCGAAGCUCAUAAGGUAGACAUGAAAGCUGUGUUAGUACUCGCGUUCAGCAUUAUUUUAACUACGGUUCUAGGUACUCCCCAACAAGAUGUACAAAUUGUGGAAUUAGAAAAUGAUAAUGACGGCACCGGGAACUACAAAUUUAGAUACUCUCUGUCUGAUGGAACAAAGCAAGAUGAAGCUGGGGAAUUAAAGGAUGUUCAAGGAGAAGAAGGCCCAGUCCAAGCAGUUGUGAAAACUGGUUCCUACGAGUUUACAGAUCCAGAAGGAAAACUACACAGAGUGACGUAUACGGCCGAUGAGAAUGGAUUUCAUCCCGUUGUCGAGAGUUAAACUCUCAAAGCAUAUAAAUUUUACAAUAAGUUUUAUCGAUGUGUGAAAUAAUUUUGUAGUUUCUCUUCCAUACAUGCAUAAAUAUAUGUAUAUGCAAAAUAUA
Messenger RNA from Musca domestica (house fly), 532 nucleotides. Its product is annotated as endocuticle structural glycoprotein SgAbd-5-like. Gene Ontology annotation, molecular function: structural constituent of chitin-based larval cuticle. The record is from RefSeq and is a predicted model, not a curated record. The transcript is spliced from 2 exons. NCBI's taxonomy places the organism in Eukaryota, Metazoa, Arthropoda, Insecta, Diptera, Muscidae. The coding region runs from base 118 to 429 and encodes 103 amino acids. Gene Ontology annotation, cellular component: chitin-based extracellular matrix.